ACUAGAGAGAACCAGUCUCGGGAAUUCCGAGUCUUUCGACCUUGUUCUCUUCCGCUGUUUAUUUAUUUAUUAUGCCUUUAUAAUGGAAGCCAGGAGAGGGGAUUCUCUCUCUUUAUCUCUCACUUAUCUUUUUCUCCUUACCCAGAUUCUCUCUGCCAUCUCUGUCAAUUGUAUUCUCUCUGCCAAUCAUGCCUUCUUAUGAGAAGGCCAUGCCUCUAGGCCGCCCUCUACCAAAAUUUGGCGACUGGGAUGUCAACGACCCUGCCUCAGCUGAAGGAUAUACUGUCAUAUUCAACAAGGCCAGAGAUGACAGAAGGUCUGGCGCUAGAACUCCAUUGAUUCUGGCAGCACCAGACAAAUAUAAUGCCCGUAAAAAGGAGGACAAAUAUAAGUACCCCAAAAAGAGCAAAUGGCUUUGCUGUGGUUGAGACAAGAAAGAGAGAGAGAGAUGUUCUUGUUUUUCUCCUUCCCCAUUUAUUUCCUUUAAAUAUUGAUUGUUUGGCUGUUUUUUCCUUCAAGGAGAAUGAUGUACAUUGAAGAUUGAGUAAUAAAAUUCUAAUAUAUAUUUUUUGGUUGCCCAA
This is a messenger RNA of Prunus dulcis (almond), 581 nucleotides long. Its product is annotated as protein NOI4-like. The transcript is spliced from 3 exons. The record is from RefSeq and is a predicted model, not a curated record. NCBI's taxonomy places the organism in Eukaryota, Viridiplantae, Streptophyta, Magnoliopsida, Rosales, Rosaceae. The coding region runs from base 189 to 428 and encodes 79 amino acids.